Messenger RNA from Lactuca saligna, 2710 nucleotides. Lineage: Eukaryota; Viridiplantae; Streptophyta; Magnoliopsida; Asterales; Asteraceae. The record is from the annotation of a GenBank genome assembly.
GUUACUUUGUUGAUUAUUCGAUGCUUUACCCUAAUGUGCUGCGACCACUACAACAAUCUCUUCCGGCUGCAUUGCAUUACAAUACUCCAGUAACGCCGUUCCUCUCAUCCUUUUUCUGCUCGCAAUCCGAAACCUAAACCCUAAUUUGUCGGCGAAAUCGUCUCCGCGAACAGUAUCUACGAUGGGAGAUAUUUCGACUGGUGUUGGAGACGAUCGGAAAGUGACGAAGCUUCCGAUUCCGGGCAAAAGAAACAUCCUAAUUACCAGUGCCCUUCCUUAUGUCAACAACGUUCCUCACCUUGGAAACAUCAUUGGAUGUGUGUUGAGUGCUGAUGUGUUUGCUCGAUAUUGUCGAUUGAGGGGAUACAACGCGAUAUACAUAUGUGGAACUGAUGAGUAUGGUACAGCUACCGAGACAAAGGCUUUGGAAGAAAACUGUACUCCUAAAGAAAUCUGCGACAAGUAUCAUGCAAUUCACAGGGACGUGUAUAAAUGGUUUAAUAUAAGUUUCGAUGAAUUUGGAAGAACGUCAUCUCCAGAACAGACUGAAGUUUGCCAAGCGAUUUUCAAAAAGUUGCUGGAGAAUAAUUGGCUUUCUGAGAAUACAAUGCAACAGCUUUACUGUGAUACAUGCAAUAAGUUUUUAGCAGAUCGGCUUGUUGAGGGUAACUGUCCAACACCAGGUUGUAAUUAUGAUUCUGCAAGAGGAGAUCAAUGUGAAAAAUGUGGCAAGCUAUUAAAUCCAACAGAACUCAUCAAUCCUAGAUGCAAGGUCUGCAAAACAAGCCCUAGAAUUCGUGAUACAGAUCACUUGUUUCUUGAACUCCCUUUGUUGGAAGAGAAACUACGUGAAUACAUCAGCACCAUGUCAGUGGCUGGUGGUUGGAGUCAGAAUGCCAUUCAUGCAACAAAUGCAUGGCUUAAAGAAGGAUUAAGGCAACGGUGUAUUACUCGAGAUUUGAAGUGGGGUGUCCCUGUCCCUCUUGAGAAAUUCAAAGAGAAGGUUUUCUAUGUAUGGUUUGAUGCACCUAUUGGAUACGUGUCAAUUACUAAAUGCUACACACCUGAAUGGGAGAAGUGGUGGAAAAAUCCUGAAAAUGUGGAGCUAUAUCAGUUUAUGGGAAAGGAUAAUGUUCCAUUUCACACUGUUAUGUUUCCUUCUACACUUAUUGGAACUGAAGAGAGCUGGACUAUGAUGAAAACUAUUAGUGUUACAGAGUACUUAAACUAUGAAACAGGUAAAUUCUCAAAGAGUAAGGGUGUAGGUGUAUUUGGAAACGAUGCAAAAGAUACAAAUAUUCCUGUAGAAGUAUGGAGAUACUAUCUGUUAACAAAUAGACCUGAGGUAUCAGACACGUUAUUUACAUGGGCAGAUUUGCAAGCGAAAUUAAACAGUGAAUUGCUAAAUAAUUUAGGAAAUUUCAUAAACAGAGUCUUGAGCUUUAUAGCUAAAGAAUCAGGUUUAGGAUAUGGUUCCAUUAUUCCUGAUGCUCCAAAUGCAGAAUCACAUCUUUUAACAAAAACUUUGGGAGAUAAAAUCGGUGACUAUGUUGACCAAUAUGUAGAGGCCAUGGAGAAGGUCAAGCUAAAGCAAGGAUUGAAACUUGCAAUGAGCAUUUCUGGUGAGGGGAAUGCAUAUCUACAAGAAAGUCAAUUCUGGAAGCUGUACAAGGAAGACCUCCCAUCAUGUUCAAUAGUCAUGAGAACUUCAGUUGGCAUAGUCUAUCUUCUUGCAUGCCUUCUAGAACCUUUUAUGCCAUCCUUUUCCAUUGAGGUACUCAAGCAGCUCAAUUUGCCCCUUCAACUUUCCCUCUGUGAUGAUAAGGGAGAUAUCAAAAAGGCCAAAACCCCUUGGGAGUUCAUACCUGUAGGCCACAAAAUCGGGACCCCUGUUCCAUUAUUUAAGGAAUUGAAAGAUGAAGAAGUGGAGUUUUUCAGGAAUAAAUUUGCUGGCAGUCAAGCUGAUCGAGCUGACCGGGCUGUUAAGGAAGAAGCCGAAGCAAAAAAAGUUACCGAAAAGUUGAAGAACACCAAAAUUUCAGAUAAAAGUGGAAAGAAAGAAAAGGGGGAGAAGUCUGGUGUUGGUGAAAAAGCAAAAACAAAGGGAGCUCCUGCUGUGGAAAAGGAAGUAACAAUCAGUAGGCUUGACAUCCGUGUUGGAGUUAUCACACAAGUCCAGAAGCAUCCGGAUGCUGAUUCUUUAUAUGUUGAACAAAUCGAUGUUGGUGAAGAACAACCUAGGACUGUUGUCAGUGGACUUGUCAAAUUUAUACCUAUCGAACAGAUGAAGAAUCGGAAGGUUUGCGUUUUGUGUAACCUAAAGGCAGCAACCAUGAGGGGGAUUAAGUCACACGCGAUGGUUCUUUGUGCUUCCACUAGUGAUAAGGUUGAAUUGGUUGAGCCACCUGAGGGUGCUGUUGUUGGAGAGAGGGUUAAGUUUUCAGGGUUUGAUGGGGAGCCUGAUGAUGUGUUGAACCCUAAGAAGAAGAUUUGGGAGACACUACAAGUGGAUUUGCAUACAGAUAAGGAUCUUAUAGCUUGCUUUAAAGAUCUUCCAUUUACAACUUCUGCUGGUGUUUGCAAGGUUUCAUCCAUAUCCAAUGGAACAAUUCGAUGAAUAUGUUAUUUUCACUUCAAACCAUGUUUGUUACUCUUUAUUUUAUUUACCUUUUUUUUUUUUUUUGACAUUUUUACAUGAAUGUGGUGUAUU